Notechis scutatus (mainland tiger snake) is the source of this 619-nucleotide messenger RNA. RefSeq names its product phospholipase A2 inhibitor and Ly6/PLAUR domain-containing protein-like. Lineage: Eukaryota; Metazoa; Chordata; Lepidosauria; Squamata; Elapidae. The record is from RefSeq and is a predicted model, not a curated record.
AUGCAGGGGUGCACAAUUACCUCCUUCUUCUUCUCCUCCAUCCUGAUCUCUGCAGGGUCUUGUUUGAAGUGUGAACACUGCAGCAGUAACAGCGGUUUCUGUACCGGUGCGCCACACAUCUGCCGACCGUUUGAAAACACCUGCCUGAUAUUCACCACCGAGACAACCAUUGGAAAUGAGGUGUGGCUUGCCACUUACAAAGGCUGCAGCAAACUCAAGCAUUGUGUUCCAUCGCCCAUGAGUUUCACUCUCCCUUCAAGACGCAAGCGGAGUGCUGCGAAGUGUUGUCGCAAGGACCUUUGCAACAGUGGAACCGUGACAUUGCCCAAACUCGGGAUCCGCCCAAAUGGGAUGAAAUGUCCUGGAUGCAUCUCAACGGAUCCAACUUGCAAACCCACUGAGCUGAUCCAUUGCAACGGCUGGGAAGAGUAUUGUGUCUAUUACGAUGUGACGGUAGAACAAGAGGGAAGAUUUUACAGUCACGCCGAACGGGGCUGUGGAACGAAGAAUGCUUGUCUGAAUGAGCCACGUAUUUACGGGGUGCCCGGACUGUACAAGGAGAUUAUAAAGAAAUCCGAGUGCACCCCGGCUCCCAAAAUCAUCGGCAAAUAGCCCUGAC